Molecule: messenger RNA, 2071 nt
Organism: Manduca sexta (tobacco hornworm)
Lineage: Eukaryota; Metazoa; Arthropoda; Insecta; Lepidoptera; Sphingidae
Product: synaptic vesicle glycoprotein 2C
Exons: 11
Coding region: 225-1784 (519 amino acids)
Biological process (GO): transmembrane transport
Cellular component (GO): membrane
Molecular function (GO): transmembrane transporter activity
Source: RefSeq, a predicted model, not a curated record
AUCUCGGCUGGAAGGAAUCUUCGGCGACUACCGGUAGCGGCGGCGCAUUCGCACUGAAGCCUCAGCAGGCAGCACGCGGAUAAGGGGCGACCAACGGGCUUGCCCACGCGCACUUGCACCAAACACGUCCUGUGACGAUGAUACAUCGAUAGGUGACCGCGAUAUCUAAACGUGAUCUCAUAUCGGACUUUAUUUAUAAAAGUGUUAAAGUGAAAUAAACCAAAAUGGGAUUAGACUUUUUAGAACAUGGUGCGGACUUCGAAGCAGCCAUCUCGGCUACGGGUUUCGGUCGCUUCCACUUCUGCCUGCUGGCCAUCACAGGGUUGAUCUAUGCCAACACGGCCAUCGGUAUUACUAUAAUAUCGUUUGUGCUGCCCGCCGCAACAUGCGACUUUCGCAUGACAUCUGGCGACAAAGGCUGGCUUACAGCGGCACCUAUGUUGGGCAUGGUCAUCGGUUCCUACUUCUGGGGUUGCUUGGCUGACACAAAAGGGCGCAAAGUUGUGCUCGUGUCAACCCUGCUGCUCGACGGUUUCGUCGGGAUUAUCUCGUCGUUCGUCCAGAUUCUGCCAGUCUUCAUGGCUUGCAGAUUCGUUAACGGCUUUGCAGUUGCUGGCGCUAUGGGUAUUUGCUUCCCAUACUUGGGCGAGUUCCAGCAAACCAAAUACAGAGAGAAAAUCCUCUGCUGGAUGGAAAUGUUCUGGACCCUCGGAGUCAUCAUACUUCCACUGAUCGCGUGGGGCAUCAUUCCCAUCCAAGGCAUCCGUAUAGAGAGCGGUAGUUUCUCCUACGACUCCUGGAACUGGUUCGUAGCUGCUUGCGGUAUACCCUCGCUCCUGCUUGGCUUCUGGCUGUUCGCUUUCCCCGAGAGUCCUAAAUUCAUGAUGGAAUGCGGUGACUACGACGACGCACUGAAAUGCCUUAAGAGCAUAUAUAAACAGAACACCGGCGACGAUCCAGACAACUACCCAAUCAAAAGCCUGAAGGAGAAAGUGCGAACAAUCUCAGUGGCAUCACAGAACUCGCAAAAAUCCGUCCGUAGUCUUAGCAUGCGCAAACCGAAGGACUUGAAACGGCUGUUCGGCGAAAUCUGGGUCCAGACUAAGGCUUUGUGCAGACCGCCCUACCUCAAAUACACCGUCCUAACUUGCCUCAUCCAAUUUGGAUUGACAACCAGUUACUACACCCUCAUGAUCUGGUUCCCCGAGCUGUUCAACCGUUACGAAGAGUUCGAGCAUAGAUUCCCCAACACCUCUGCUUCUGUGUGCGACGUGUCCAGCAUCGUUGUCGUCGACGAGGCCUCGACUGACCCCUUCGACUGCGAGAAGACCAUCGACCAGAGCGUGUAUAUGCACACGCUUAUCGUCGGUCUUGCUUGCAUCCCUACCUCGCUGUGGUUGCCUCUCUGCGUCCACAAGCUCGGAGCCAAAUUCUUCCUUAUUUUCAGUUUGGGCUUCGCCGGCGUGGUCACCGUAGGCCUGUACUACGUGCAGAACUCCAUCCAGAACUUAGUCCUGUCGUGCAUCUUUGAAGCUCUUACCUCGCUCGCCAUCAGUCUUGUGUUCUGCGUGCUCGUCGACUUGUUCCCUACAAACCUUAGGGUAAUGGCUGCGGCACUCUCCCUGACGGCGGGUCGAGGCGGCGGUCUCAUCGGUAACCUGUCCUUCGGUCAGCUCAUCGACCUCGCGUGCGUCGUGCCCAUCGUUGUGUUCUCAGCAUUCCUUUUCAUUGCUGCUAUACUCUGCUUCUUCUUGCCAAAGACAGGACAAGAAGCCCUAGAUUAAAAUGGUUACUGAUACCUAGUUAGUGCAAUUAAAUAAUACGUGGUGCGUAGUAACGUUUGCAGUGGUUGUACAUAUCAUUUAGGAUGUAAAUAAAGUGGACAAGUAUUAUAUUAUUUAUUGUUAGGUGCCUCCAUCACCCGUUACCGUAUUACUGUGAUUCAGUAUUCACAUGUCAUUGUAUGAGUAAAUGAAAAUACCAGUAUUUUAGUGAUGACUGUGUAAUAUAAUGAUGCUAUUAAAUUAUUAUUAUUAUUAAAGGUUGAAUUUGCCUUCCAAAUAUUAAAAAA